AUGGUAGCUGUGAGUAAUGUUACGAUGUCGAGUAAUGUUGUUGCUGUGCCUGUCAAGAUAGUGUCAGACAGUUUAGUGGCAUCCACAACCACCGCCACCACCACCUCCAAGGUGAAGUCCUCCAAGCAGUCCCUGGACCAAUCCUCCAAGGUUCAAGCCACCACCACCGUGGCAACCGCCACCACCGUGAGGCACAUGAACAAUUGGUGGAGAGACAACAUGACCACCACCACCUCCACAGUUACAGGCGAUACUGUUGGCACCUUGGCCGAAUCCACCUCCAACUCCACCUCCAAUGCUGGCCUUUGA
Messenger RNA from Acytostelium subglobosum LB1, 309 nucleotides. RefSeq lists its product as hypothetical. NCBI's taxonomy places the organism in Eukaryota, Evosea, Eumycetozoa, Acytosteliales, Acytosteliaceae. The coding region runs from base 1 to 309 and encodes 102 amino acids. The transcript has a single exon. The record is from RefSeq and is a predicted model, not a curated record.